This is a messenger RNA of Ambispora gerdemannii, 810 nucleotides long. Lineage: Eukaryota; Fungi; Glomeromycota; Glomeromycetes; Archaeosporales; Ambisporaceae. The record is from the annotation of a GenBank genome assembly.
AUGACACGAAAAAAUAGCCGAACGGCUAUUCAAAUUGGUGAAAGUGAUGACAAUAUUUUAGAUAAAAACGAAAAGUUAUGUUCAUGUGUUAUCGCACAAAGCCCUGAUGGAAAGCUAUUGGUUAAAUAUAAAAAAACAAGUGGAAAGUUAGUCUUUUGGUCGAUAAAUGACUCCGGUGCUAUUUCAAUGCAAGAUGAAAUCGAAAUUCCUUUACUUGAGCCUAAUAGUCAAAAUAAUGAUGGAUCCCACGAAUAUUCAUUGGCUAUUUCAAACACCGUCGAUAAUACAACAUACGUUCUACUUUCAUACUUUGAAAAAAGUAAAAUUCUUUACGAUUAUGAGUUUAAUAAAAGGACAGUAUCGCAAAUUAAAUUCAAUUCAGCAUCAACUCCCGAAGCUCAACUAUUCGAAGAUAUAGAAAGCAAUAAAACAUAUUGUAUAGCAAUAAAAAACUUUGAAUCUAAAAAAGCUUCUGCUUCUCUUCAAUUCUCUGGUGUAGUGAAGAUCUUUCAAAACUUGGAUACCGUUAUAUUAAAUAGCAAUGGAUUUAUUCGCUUCAAUCUUAAAGAACUUGAGAAUACCACCGGGUUGUUUCAAAGAUUUAUCUCUGGUGACCUUUUUCGUUUCAAUCUAAAAAAUCAUAAAAAUCCAGAUCACAUCGUCAAAGGAUUUCUUCAAAGAUUAGAUACUGGCGUAUUUAUUCGUUCUAAUCUCGAAAACCUUUCGUUAAAAUCCAAUGAAUUCUAUAUCUAUCCGUUACCAUUAGAAAUGGAUAUAAAAUAUAUAAAACAUGAAAAGGAUCCGGAUCAA